Messenger RNA from Phytophthora nicotianae INRA-310, 2418 nucleotides. RefSeq lists its product as hypothetical. Gene Ontology annotation, cellular component: nucleus. Gene Ontology annotation, molecular function: RNA polymerase II cis-regulatory region sequence-specific DNA binding; DNA-binding transcription factor activity, RNA polymerase II-specific. The record is from RefSeq and is a predicted model, not a curated record. Gene Ontology annotation, biological process: regulation of transcription by RNA polymerase II; endoplasmic reticulum unfolded protein response. The transcript has 2 exons. The coding region runs from base 635 to 2068 and encodes 477 amino acids. NCBI's taxonomy places the organism in Eukaryota, Oomycota, Peronosporomycetes, Peronosporales, Peronosporaceae.
ACUGUGAGCUGCGGAGAUUCUUUGCAUGAUGGUUGUCAGGCCCGCCUUCUGCACAAAAUGAACUUCACACCGCGAAGUUUACCGUGAGCCGCCAAAUUGGGCGUUUGUCAUCACUCUCGCCGGCAUCUUCAUUGUGAUGACAUCACCUUGGUGGGCUUGUGCACGUGUGUCUGCCCAGCGCCGUCAAGCCGCUGACAUCGAGCAUCACUAGCUGCGACAGGACAUGUAGCGCUUCAGCGAAGAAUCAAAGCCCAUUGUCGCUCGGCUACAUGUACUGGGCUCGAUGAAUCGUCGAGAUUAUCGACGAUGAUCGAGGGCAUGCAACGAUCUUCCAGCAGUAGAUCAGCAUGGCCGCCAGAUUUCUGAAGAAUCGAACCUCCGCUCAUGCUUCCCAUCCCCCAGCCACGUCGUCAUUGUCACGCAAUCUGGGCAUAGUGAAACCAAAUAAUUUUGAGAUGGAUUCCAUUGCGGCACAGCUCCCAGGCCCGAACGGGAAAAGCGCCACCAAAUUCUUCCCGGUCGGUGGCUCCAGCAGCUGUACACUGGCCUGCUGGUUCAAUUAGUACUGAGAACGCCCCCCUGGCGCGAAAGCCUGUCGUGAGUACGCCGCGUCACCACCACUCACGAUCAGAGCAUGAAGGAAGUCACCUCGCUGCCCCGCACACCUACGAUGGCCGCCGCUGCGCCCGCUCCGGGACCCAACAGCGCGCACCUGCACACCGGAACGGAGCUUGGCGGCGCCGCUGGGGACCCGACUGGCGGCGACGUCGCUGCUGAUAUGGAGCUCAUGGGCGCCACCAACCGUGACAUGUUCUCGUGGCUGCUGUUCAACUCGGAGAACAUGACGGCGCCUGCAGGUGUGGGAGGCCACCCACCGGUCGACCACGCACAUGCUCAUGCGCUAGCUACUUCUAUGGCGCUGGAUGAUCCGUUCCGAAUGCUCGGCCCGGGCGAUGACACCAGCCUCCCGCUGACUUUGCACCCAGUCACGACCUCGGCGCAGCUCAUCCAAACGGGAGCGCUCACGGCGGCGCUGCCGGCCACAACGCCUGCCACUACCACACCCCCGGUCACCAUGUCGGCGCCUACCAAGCCUGUGCAGAAUCAGCGCGGGAAAAAGCGCUCCGCCGCCGAGGUGGCCAAGGAUCUGCACGGCAAACCCUUGACCAAUACUGAGGGUCUGCUACGGCACCUUGAGAGCGCCAAUAACGCGCUGGUGCAAAAGCGCCAGGCCGGGCACAAGAACAGCGUCGCGGUCCCCGCUGCAGCGGCUGUUCCGGCUGUCAAGUCGCCCAAGACGGAGAAAACUCCGGCGUCCAGCAGCAGCGACAGUAAUAACCCAAGCGACAUGACGAGCCUACAGCGCAAGCUUAAGCUCGAGCGCAACCGCGAGUCGGCGCGCGAGUGUAGACGUCGCAAGAGGGAGCACAUCUUGGGCGUUGAGGAGCGCUGCCGCCAACUUGAGCGCGAGAACAUGGAGCUCCGUGGACAGCUGAAGGCCGGCAAAGAGGCAAUCCGGCAAGAAGAGAAGGAGAAGAACCGCGUAUGUGAGGAGCUUGAGAAGAUGAUCCAGCGCGGUGCCUCGGAGAAGGAGCUUGCCGAGAAGAUCGACAAUUUCAAAGAGCAGUACUCGGACUACGGCCACGGCCGCCGAUCGGCGCUAAGCUACCAUCUGCACCAGAUUGAGCGAUUGCUCCUACCCACGCAGGUAACCAAGAUGUGCAUCUGGGCCCUGCGCCAGGACGACAGCUUCUGGCAGGACGAGGAGGAUGAGACCAGUUUGCCGGUCAUCUUGGCCAAGGAGCUCGGACUGAGCGAGGACCAGAAGAAGAAGAUCCAGCAGCAACGAGGGUCAAUCUCACUCAUUUGCGAGAACCUCAAGAGCGCCCUGGGACUGCUCGCGGAGCUCAAGACGGAAGUGACCAACAAAAACUCCACCUUAGACAUGGAGAUGGACAAGUUGCAGAAUAUCCUUACCCCCACCCAACGCGCCAAGUUUAUCGUGUGGGUGACCAACAACCAAGCGUGCAUGCAUCUACUGAACAAGCUGUGGCGGAGUGUGCUAUGAGCACAUUGAGAGGGAAAGAUUGCGUUCGCUAUCAUGCGGCUGGCGUGAACUACCGCAGAUUGUCGGAAAUUGCAUAUGCGUGAGAGUUUUAUUGGCGAGAGCUGGGGUGACUGACUAUAUGUGCCCCGGUGUGGCGGGUCCCGUGGAGAGGGCAGAAGUUAGAGGACAAGCUACGGGGAAGCUCUGGUGAGGAUAUGCGACUUUCGGUUUAUGGAUAGAAGACAAUUGGCCAUCAUGGAGAUUGUUUUUUAUUUGUAUGCUCUCUCGUAAGGCUGCUGGUGCUUAAAUUCGUUCUUCCUUUGCUUGAAGAAUGUCGAUACUUCUGUGUAAAGUACGGUUUACUUUUGCAA